GCUUUGUCUGUCUGUCUAUAACUACCACAGAGAGGUUUGAUGUGGAAAUUUCGGUUUCAGUUUGGUGUAUUUAAAAAAAUACAAUAAUGUUAGAUCUGGAAUGCGAUGACAGUUGUUUUAUGGAGGAAGACAAAAUUUCACAUUUUUAAGAAUUUGUUUUGUGCAUUAUGAGUGGUGCUGAUUACUGUAGAAUUCGAACUUCUGAUCCUGAAGAAAUGAGCAAUUAUGAAUCUCUGUUUUUGUUGGAGGAUCGCAUGGGUAUGACAGUGACCAGUGGCAGUGUGACACUGAAUAAAGAUGAAAAAAACCUAAUUGGAAUAAGUAUUGGAGGAGGAGCUCCUCUUUGUCCCUGCCUUUAUAUUGUGCAAGUGUCAGAGAAUGGACCAGUAGCUACAGAUGGAACUUUGCAGUGUGGAGAUGAAAUAACAGCUGUGAAUGGAGAAUCUGUGAAAGGAAAAAGCAAGGUGGAGGUAGCAAAGAUGAUUAAAAGUGUAAAGGGUGAAGUUUGUAUAGCGUACAACAAACUACAUGCUGAUCCUAAGCAAGGGAAAACUUUAGAUAUAAUUCUUAAAAAAGUCAAACAUCGUGUAGUAGAAAAUAUGAGUUCUGCCACAGCAGAUGCUUUAGGUUUAAGUAGAGCAAUAUUGUGCAAUGAUACUCUAGUCAAGAAAUUAGAAGAAUUAGACCGAAAUGAAUUUGUGUAUAAGGGAUUAGCUGAACACACCAAACAGAUGUUAAGAGCAUUUUUUGAUUUAUGCCAAGUUUAUAGAGGUGAGCUGAUGUAAUACAAAUUCACAUUAAA
Messenger RNA from Stegodyphus dumicola, 802 nucleotides. RefSeq names its product protein interacting with PRKCA 1 (gene PICK1). Gene Ontology annotation, cellular component: postsynaptic early endosome; trans-Golgi network membrane; postsynaptic density. The record is from RefSeq and is a predicted model, not a curated record. Gene Ontology annotation, biological process: regulation of Arp2/3 complex-mediated actin nucleation; intracellular protein transport; receptor clustering. Gene Ontology annotation, molecular function: protein domain specific binding; phospholipid binding; protein kinase C binding. Lineage: Eukaryota; Metazoa; Arthropoda; Arachnida; Araneae; Eresidae.